GAAGAACAUGCAUUUAGAUACUCCAUGAUUUGUGAGCUCCUUUCUUUGAAACCUCUGCUGGUGUAAACAAUCCCUCAUGAUGGGCAGAACUGCAGGAUGUCCUAGUAAGAUCUCCACUGUCGGAGCCACAACAGCACAAGCACAGCCAGCAGAACUCUACCCUAAAAAAGCUCUGGUUCUGGUCAGCUGACAUGCAUUGCAAAGUGUGAUUUGUUGGAGGAACCAGGCUGGGCUGAACCACACACAACUGCAAUCAGUGUCUGUGUGUUGGGGGGAGAGAGAGAGAGACAUGCCAGUGUGUCAGCUCAGCAACAGUAACAUUAGGAGCAGGAGCCUUGAACAGAGCAGCUUAGGGAUAUUUGCUAAAGUGUGCAAAGCUGGACUGGAAGAAGUAAAGUAUAAGGGUGAGACGGGGUUGGCUGGAGACAUAGGUAUUGAUUGGAUUAGGUUUGAACUGACUGCCUCACCUGUGGCUGAGCUGGGAGCGCACCUGGAUUCUAAUCUACAAGGAGCCCAACAAGGACCCUUGGAAGUGAAGCCUGCACUGCUGGAUGAGAUCCGGCUGGAUUGGAGCAUUAAAGCAGGGGGAAAAUGGGUUGCUCUGCCAGUGUGGUCCUGCUUCUACGGUCAGUGGGAGGAUCCGACUUCGGUCACAUGUGUUCACGGCAGGACCAGAUGUCAGUGGAAGCUGCAACACCUACAUUAGAGGGUUACACCACCAACAACUCACCACUUGCCAUCAUUAUAAUGCAAGAGAAGCCUAAGGUGAUCGAUCCUCUCGACUAUGAAGCUGUCAUCGCCGAACUAGGGGAUGAGUUAAAGGAAGACCCUGUAAGGGACUUGUAUCUGUUUCCUGACAAUGAUUUCUCAGUAUCCACUGUGCCUCAGGAGAGACGAACUCUCAAGUCCUCUGUUCCUGAGGGGGCAGAACAGGCUGAAUGUCUGCUGGUCAGACAGGCCUGCAAGUACUACAACGCUGAACUAAAUGUAGUUCAGUUUAAGUAUGAUGACUAUGCUGGAGAUUACCGUCUGCUGCCAAGAAAACUGUACAAAGCAGAGAAGCUACCGUCCCAUUCUUUUGAGAUUGACUAUGAAGAUGUGGAUAAAGAUGAGGACACCACCUCACUGUCCUCCUCUAAAGGUGGAGGUGGUGGAGGGAGUGGAGGAGGAUGUGGAGGAGGGGGAGGUGGUGGAGGAGGAAUUGGUGUCUUUAGAUCGGGAUGGUUGUACAAAGGGAACUUCAACAGCACUGUCAACAAUAGUAUCACUGUUCGAUCAUUCAAGAGGAGAUAUUUCCAGCUCACUCAGCUAACAGAUAACUCCUACAUCAUGAACUUCUACAAAGAUGAAAAAAUCUCAAAGGAACCCAAAGGAUGCAUCUUUCUUGACUCAUGCACUGAUGUUGUACAGAACAACCGCCUGAGGAAGCAUGCGUUUGAGCUGAAGAUGAAUGAAGUUACGUACUUUGUGCUGGCCGCAGAAAGUGAGCAGGACAUGGAGGAGUGGAUCAGCACGUUAACCCGCAUCCUGCAGAUCAGCCCCCCAGACGGGCCUGCUCCAGACCGCAAGAGCCUGGAAAUUACUGAUCAUCGACAGGAUGUGUUUGACCUGUCGCUAAAUGACUGUAGUUUGCAGGACAAUGAAGAAACCACAGAGAAUGGCAUAAACCCAGAGCUAGCAAAGUAUAUCUCAGAGACAGAUGACAAACUUCGCUCUGCCAGAAGAGAGGAGCGGUUGAAUCUUUUUUCUCUUGAUCCUGACACGCCUGUCCUGAGGAGUCCACGGAAUGAGCAUUCAUCAUCAGACAACAAACCAGUUGGUCCAUUUGAGGAGAAGCUGGGCAGAAGGUUCAUGAUAACAUGCAAAUCACUCAACCUCAUGCUACAAGGCUGUGUCACUGAGACUGAAAACGGACCAGUCACCAACAUUGAGCCAUUCUUUGUGUCACUGGCUCUGCUGGAUGUGCGAGAAGGGAGAAGGGUUUCUGCAGAUUUUCAUGUCGACCUCAACCAUGAAGCAGUGCGGCAGAUGAUUGGAGGCUGUAACAGUGCAACAGGAAGUUCUGGUCCAGGGGUGGGAAGUCAGGAGAAUGGAUUGUGCUCUCCAGCAGAGAGGAAACCUGGUGACUGUCACCUUGAACUGGAGCUGGAGCACUGGCUUUGCUAUCCAAAACAGGCCAUUUUCUCUGUGACCAACCCUAAUACCGAUAUUGUCAUGGUGGCUAAAAUAGAAAAGGUACUGAUGGGAAAUAUUACCUGUGGGACAGAACCUUAUAUCAAGAAUACAGACUCCUCCAAGACUGUUCAGAAGAUUAUAAAAUCCAACAAACAGUUUUGCAGCAAACUGGGGAAGUACAGGAUGCCUUUUGCGUGGUCUGUCAGAUACGUGUUUAAGGACAACCACGGAACUCUGGACAGAGAGUCUCGAUUCUCGCCUCUUUUCAAACAAGAGAGCAACAAAAUUUCCACAGAUGACCUGAUAAAGUUAGUGACUGAGUACAAAAGGGCUGAGAAGACCAGCAAACUGCAGACAGUGCCCGGGACACUGGACAUAUCAAUGGAAAACGUCCCACUUGAGCAUCCUAACUGUUUGACAUCCUCAUAUGUACCCAUAAAACCUUUUGAAGAGUUGAGCACACGUCAGCCUUCAGUAGAAGUGGAGGAGUUUGUCCAGGACACCAUCAAGUUCACCCAACCCUACCGCGUUUACAAAAACCAAAUUUAUGUCUACCCUAAACAUCUCAAGUACGACAGUCAGAAGAGUUUUGCAAAGGCUCGUAACAUAACCGUCUGUGUGGAAUUUCGGAGCUCAGAUGAAGAAGUUGCCAAACCCUUGAAGUGCAUCUAUGGCAAACCAGGAGGACCAGUCUUCACCACAGCUGCCUUUUCCACUGUCCUUCAUCACUCUCAGAACCCUGACUUCUAUGAUGAGGUGAAGAUUGAGCUUCCCACUCAACUCCAUGAAAAGCACCAUCUACUUUUCUAUUUUUACCACAUCACUUGUGACAUCAAUGCUAAGACAAAUGCAAAGAGGAAAGAAGCCCUCGAAACCCCAGUGGGGUAUUCAUGGCUGCCAAUUCUCAAAGAAGGUCGCAUGUCUUCGCAAGAAUUCAACAUUCCUGUUUCCUGCAACCUACCACCUGGAUACCUGGCCAUCAAAGAGUCUGGCAAUACCAAGAGUGGAGCAGAUGUGAAAUGGGUGGAUGGAGGGAAACCUAUCUUUAAGGUUUCCGCAAAUGUCGUCUCAACUGUGUACACUCAGGACCCCCACCUGAACCGAUUCUUCCAGCAGUGCCAGAAGAGAGAGCUGGACCUCUCUCAGCCUCCUACCUCUAAUUUUCUCAACUGCUUAAAGGGUCUUCUAAGCAUGGAGAGAAUCCCAGUCAUAGUUCGGUUCCUUCCAGUACUCUUUAACCAGCUGUUCAAGGUUCUGACUCUGAACGACAACGAUGAAGUCACCACUGUCACCACCAGAGUGUUGGUCCACAUUGUUGGCAAAUGCCACGAAGAAAAUCUGGAUCAUUAUCUGCACUCCUACAUCAAGUAUGUGUUCAAAUCAGAGGCUCACGGCUUUCGGACGGUUCACGAAGAGUUGGCAAAAGGGAUGACCUUCGAUCUGAAAAGCAACGAGCAAGCAGCUGUGAGGAACAUUCUCAAGUACUCCUGGUUCUUCUUUGAGCUCAUAAUUAAAUCCAUGGCUCAACAUUUGGCUGAUUCAGAGAAGGCAACGCUUCCGAGGCCACAGCGUUUUCCCUCCUCCUACCUGAGCCGUGUAGAAACCUUGGUGGAGACGGUGUCUGAACAUAUCUUCUGGAAGUACAAAGAGCUGGUGGAGGAAACACGCAGUGCCAAUAUGGCUGUAGCAGCUUUUGUAAAGCGCUGCUUCACUCUGAUGGACAGAGGCUUCACAUUCAAACUCAUAAGCAACUACAUUAACAUGAUUACUGCUGCUGACAACAAGGUGUUGUGUGAGCUGAAAUUUGACUUCCUAAGGGAUGUGUGCAACCAUGAGCAUUACAUUCCUCUCAGCCUACCCUUGCCCUCUGCUCGCAUCACAGAUCAUGCAUCCCCAGAGCCACAAAGCACUCAUGUGUCAGUGCCUGAGUACAAUCUGACCGGAGAGUUCUGCAGAAAGCACUUUCUGACUGGUCUGUUGCUACGGGAGCUAGGACUGGCGCUCCAGGACGAACAAGACCUGCGACAUCUAGCCUUAGCCACCCUAAAGAAUCUGAUGGCCAAGCACUCUCUGGAUGCACGUUAUGCCACCAAGGAGAAGCAGGCAAGGAUUGCAUCCCUUUACCUGCCUCUGUAUGGCUUGAUCCUGGACAACAUGCCCAGGUUCUUCCUGAGAGACCUCUUUCCCAUUUACUUCACAUCAAGUAACCAAGGCUCCCGAGAUGACGUCAGCAUGGGAGGGGGAGUGGCAGGAGGGCCGACUACUGUCAUUCGCCAUGGCAACUCUGUGGAUGCCUCUUUUUCCAAAGAAGUGCUCAAUUCUAUUACAGCCUUUUCAUCCUUGGCGGUUGCUAUGGGUAACCAGGCCGACUCUCGAGGUUCUCUGAUCAGUGUGGACUCCAACCCUAGCAACAGCGACAGGAACAGUGAGAAAAUGGAUGGCUGUGAAAAGUUUGCCCGCCCCCAGUCUCUGAUUGGCUACGGCUCUCGUUGUGACAAGCUGGACCAGGCAGAGACUCGAAGUCUCCUCAUGUGCUUUUUGCACAUCAUGAAAACCUUGUCUGAAGAUGUGCUGGUGUCCUACUGGCAUCGGGCAAUUCAUCAGGAAAUUUCGGACUUCUUCAACAUUCUGGAGCUUUGUCUUCAGCACUUCAGGUUCCUUGGAAAACGCCACAUAGCCCGGAAGCUAGCAGCGGCAGUAAAGCUGGCCCAGUCAACCCAUGCCAAUGGUACUCUGAAGGGCUCUAACCACCCCUCCCAGUCCUCUCAGUCCUCAAGCAUCUUCUCACAAUGGAUGGCGUCUGGAGGCGAAGGCCACCGGCAUGCUCGGUCCCAAACCAUGCCUAUUAUCAGAGGCAAAAACGCACUCACCAACCCAAAGCUGCUGCAUAUGAUGGACACAGAUGGGAGUGUUCAGGAGGGAGAUACGCUGAGCCCCACAGACAUUGAAGCCAAUUUGUCGACAGAGGUGGCCCUCACUGUGCUAGAUGUACUUGAACUCUUUGUUCACCACCACAAGAAGCAACUGUUGCUGGAUGAUGGACAGAACACAUUGAUGAAGAAGGUCCUAGAUACAUACUUGCUGUUCUUCCAAAUCAACCAGUCAACCGCCACCCUCCGGCACGUCUUUGCUGCGCUCAGACUCUUUGUCCAAAAGUUUCCCAGCGCAUUCUUCCAGGGAAAAGCAGACUUGUGUGGGUGCCUUUGCUCUGAGAUCCUUAAAUGCUGCAACCAUCGAUCCAGCUCCACUCAGACAGAGGCAGCCGCCCUGCUCUACUUUUUCAUGAGACAAAACUUUGAGUUUACAAAGGGCAAGUCAAUAGUUCGUUCACAUUUGCAGGUUAUCAAAGCAGUGAGCCAGUUGAUAGCCGAUGCUGGAAUUGGUGGCUCACGAUUUCAACAGUCUUUAGCCAUUAUCAAUAACUUUGCAAAUGGAGAUACACCCCUUAAGAACACUUCAUUUCCUGCUGAGGUGAAAGACCUGACCAAGCGGAUCCGGACAGUUCUGAUGGCAACAGCCCAAAUGAAGGAACAUGAGAAAGAUCCAGAGAUGCUGGUGGAUCUGCAGUACAGUUUGGCAAACUCCUAUGCCAGCACACCUGAGCUAAGGCGCACCUGGCUAGAGAGCAUGGCCAAGAUUCACGUGCGCAAUGGGGAUUUGUCAGAGGCUGCAAUGUGCUACAUUCACAUCUCAGCCCUGAUUGCUGAAUCCCUAAAGAGGAGAGGCUACUGGAGAGCUGACAAGGCCAGGAUGUCCAUUGUGUCCCCUGAAGAAAACCCUGUCUUUAAAUGUAGCUCCUUACUAACUACCACCCGAGAUCAAGACACAUCGUUUUCCAUGGGUUGGGCUGCGUUUUUGUGCAUCAGUCCAAAUGUUCAGGAGGAGGGUGCCAUGAAGGAAGACACCGGCACACAAGACACUCCGUACACUGAGGACACUCUAGUGGAGCAGCUGGAGCAGUGUGUGGAUUAUCUGUGGAAAUCUGAGAGAUACGAACUUAUCGCAGACAUUAACAAACCUGUGAUUGCUGUGUUUGAGAAGAGAAGGGACUUUAAGAGGCUGUCAGAGCUGUACUAUGACAUUCAUCGCUCCUACCUGAAGGUGACAGAGGUGGUGGAUGCGGAAAAACGUCUUUUUGGUCGCUACUACCGUGUCGCUUUUUACGGGCAGAUUGUGGGCUUCUUUGAUGAGGAAGAAAGUAAAGAGUUCAUCUACAAGGAGCCAAAGCUCACAGGACUGUCAGAAGUCUCCCAGAGAUUGCUGAAGCUCUACUCAGACAAGUUUGGAGCUGAUAACGUAAAGAUGAUUCAGGACUCCAAUAAGGUGAAUCCUAAAGACCUGGACCCCAAGUUUGCCUACAUCCAGGUGACAUAUGUGGUGCCCUACUUUGAUGAAAAGGAGCAACACGACAAAAGGACAGACUUUGAAAGACACCACAACAUCAGCCGCUUUGUGUUUGAGACUCCGUUCACGCUUUCAGGAAAAAAACAUGGAGAUGUUGAGGAGCAGUGUAAGAGGCGCACCAUACUGACCACAAGUUCCAGUUUCCCCUAUUUAAAAAAGAGAAUUGAGGUAGUGGAGCAGCAAAGCACAGAGAUGAAUCCGAUCGAAGUGGCAAUUGAUGAGAUGUCGCGGAAAGUUUCUGAGCUCAACCAGCUCUGCAACAUGGAGGAGGUGGACAUGAUUCGGCUGCAGCUAAAACUUCAGGGCAGUGUUAGUGUCAAGGUGAAUGCCGGGCCUAUGGCUUAUGCCAGGGCGUUUUUAGAGGAGAAGAAUGCAAAGAAAUACCCAGAUAACCAGGUCAAACUUCUCAAGGAGAUCUUCAGGCAGUUUGCAGAAGCCUGUGGUCAGGCUUUGGAUGUCAAUGACCGUCUCAUCAAGGAGGACCAGCUGGAGUACCAGGAGGAGAUGAGAGCUCAUUACAGAGACAUGCUGAUUGAGCUCUCUGGCAUCAUGAAUGAACAGCUUGAAACAUGUUUUCUUGCCUUCAGUACAUCAUCUUUGUCUAACAGCUUUCUUUCUAAGACUGAUUCCUCUCACAAGACAACCAGGAACGGAUCGGAACAGCACCUACUAAAUGGCCAAUUGGCUCAUCAGAAAAUCUUUGUUCCCACAUGAGCCCUAAAGUGGCCGAUUUGCUUGUUUUGGAAUUGCGGUGUUUUCCUGCUGCAAUGAGUGAUGGGAUCGUAGACUGUGACUAAUGACUUGUAUAAAGAAGGGGAGAAGUGUGUAGACUGUGGUUGUGGUAGUCUGUAGUCCUGUUGUUUUGACCGUCUUCAAUAGAGGCCAGGCUGCUGGACUGUUAGAUAUUGUUUGUUUUGGCCGUAGAGGCUCAACCCAUGUGCGAUUUAGAUUUCUAAGCCCAGAAAGCUGAUUCAUACAUUUACACACUGACAGACACUUGCCAGCAAAUACUGUUUAGUAGACACAUGUACACACAACAUGCGCCUUCUUUCUACAACCCUGACCCUUUAGAGAACAGUGACCUUACUGACCUUGAGGUGUGUUCAGCUCUUUUGUAAUUUAGAACUUUCUGGUGCAUUUUGAUGACAGUUUUUACACUUUUCUGUACAUAUGAUUUUUUUUCAAACAAUUUAAAGGUUAUCUCACAUAGUACCUGACAGAAAUAAGUCAGAGUACCAUACUUAAAAGAAGUUGGACACACCUCUGGAUCUUGCUUGAAUGUAGAUCAGCUUCUCAUUGCUACUUUUUAUCUAUUGUUAACAUUCUGGAAAUGUCAUUUUUGUCCAUUUUCCAACAGAAACAAACUUACAAAACAAACACAAAAAAGAUGUUUUGUAACAUUUUUUAUAUUGAAAAUUGCAUUGUUACUGUUAUUAUGUCCUGUACUGUUUUGAACUGUAAAUAAGAAUAAUAAUAUUUAAAAAUGUUUGAAAUGUUUUUUUUAUCAAACAUGCAAUAUAGAAAUAUUUGUUUAGCUGAAUAAAAAAAAAAAAGUUUUAUGUAUAACAUUUAAAUAAAAAAUUUGGUAAUGUUCAUUCAAUUU
This is a messenger RNA of Oryzias latipes (Japanese medaka), 8182 nucleotides long. NCBI's taxonomy places the organism in Eukaryota, Metazoa, Chordata, Actinopteri, Beloniformes, Adrianichthyidae. The record is from RefSeq and is a predicted model, not a curated record.